Messenger RNA from Pteronotus mesoamericanus, 1205 nucleotides. RefSeq names its product glutathione S-transferase A2-like. NCBI's taxonomy places the organism in Eukaryota, Metazoa, Chordata, Mammalia, Chiroptera, Mormoopidae. Bases 286 to 954 code for a protein of 222 amino acids. Gene Ontology annotation, biological process: glutathione metabolic process. Gene Ontology annotation, cellular component: cytosol; extracellular exosome. The record is from RefSeq and is a predicted model, not a curated record. The transcript is spliced from 8 exons. Gene Ontology annotation, molecular function: glutathione transferase activity.
CCUUUAUAAAAACAGCUGCUAAACACAUGUGGACUUGGCAUUGAGUUGCUGAGCAAGCAGGAGACAGACUUUAAUAAGCCUGCCAAGUCAAUCAGAUUCUACCCAGUAGAGACAUGAGAAGGGUUUGCAGCGAUUCCUCAGGGUUGGCUACCGAUGGGUGAGCAUUUAGACCAAAGAAGACAUUCCAGGGACUCUUCCGACUCUGCUGCAACGAGGACAGAUACUCCUUCAGCAUUGUUGGUGCCCUUCCACCACACGUCAUAAGAGAAAACAGGAGACUGCAUCAUGGCGGGGAAACCCAAGCUUUACUACUUCAAUGGACGAGGCCGAAUGGAGUCCACGCGGUGGCUCCUGGCUGCGGCUGGAGUCGAGUUUGAAGAAAAAUUUUUGGAAAUGGCAGAAGACUUGGAAAAGUUAAGAAACGAUGGGGAUUUGCUGUUCCAGCAAGUGCCGAUGGUUGAAAUUGAUGGGAUGAAGCUGGUGCAGACCAGAGCCAUCCUGAACUACAUUGCCAACAAAUACAACCUCAAUGGGAAAGACAUAAAGGAGAGAGCCCUGAUUGAUAUGUAUUCAGAAGGUGUGAGCGAUUUGAAUGAAAUGAUCAUGCUCUUCCCCUUAUGCCCACCUGAUGCAAAGGAAGCCAAGAUGGCCAACAUCAAAGAAAGAACAAGGAAUCGUUACUUCCCUGCCUUUGAAAAAGUGCUCAAGAGCCACGGACAAGACUACCUGGUUGGCAACAGGCUGAGCAGGGCUGACAUUCACUUGGUUGAACUUAUCUACUCUGUUGAAGAGAUUGACCCCAGCCUUCUGGCCAGCUUCCCUCUUCUGAAGGCCCUGAAAGCCAGGAUCAGCAACCUCCCUACGGUGAAGAAGUUUCUGCAGCCUGGCAGCCAGAGGAAGCCUCCCUUUGAUGAGAAACAGUUAGAAAAAGCUAGGAAGAUUUUCAGGUUCUAAAUAAAGCAGGCGUGGAUGCCCAGCAUGCACAGGAUCAGUCUCCUGAAAUUUUUCAAGAAUAAAUGCUCUUCUUAGAUAUAGAUCCUGGUAUUUGUAUGACUAAGAAUACUUUCUGAAGUAUAGUGUUAAUUUAAUUAGAAAUAAAUUAUGCCUAUUUCCUUACUGAGCAAUCUAUUUUGUUUUGGUGAAAUGUGAAAGCAUGAUUACCUUCUAGGAUGCCUUUACCUUAAAAUAAAUGGAGAAUAAGUUUC